AUGCCUGCCCCCCUCCGGACGCAAGUGAAAGACGAACAAGCCAGCCUGCGACACUGGACGGAGAAAGAAACACUUCUGGUCAAGCGAUACAAUGUCGGUGACUGCAGGGGCAGUAAGGAAACAUGUCAGCGGCGCCUUGGUGGGCUCGAACGCGAUCUCGCGCGGGAGCGUGCUAUUCAGGAGAGGACUGCCUUGCCUGGCGAGAUCGCAGAGAACAUCAUUCGGCUUGAGCGUGACGACCGGGCUAAGAAGGCGAACCCUUACAGAUCCUAG
Anthostomella pinea is the source of this 273-nucleotide messenger RNA. The record is from the annotation of a GenBank genome assembly. NCBI's taxonomy places the organism in Eukaryota, Fungi, Ascomycota, Sordariomycetes, Xylariales, Xylariaceae.